AUGCCGAAUGGUUCAUCAUUUGGAUCUUCUUUUCACAGUUCACAACGAACGUCUGGCCCACAACAAAGCACUUGGAGAGUUCUAUCGACGAAAAUGAAUACACAAGUUGAUCAAGUUUCUAAACCGCCACGAUUAUCAGAGACACAGAAAAGUCUUUGGAGAUCUGCAUCAACCAAUACCAAUAAACAUAUUGAUCAAUCAUCGGAACCAGUGCGAAUAUCCGAUGUACAACAAAGUAUUUGGACAAUGCAAUCAAUGAAAAGUAAUAUAGAUGUUGAUCAAGCAGCUAGACCAUCACAAGUAUCUGAAGGGCAACAAAGUGUAUGGAAACUUUCAUCAACAAAAACAAACGCAUGGGAAGGAGUCAAUGGAUCAACAAUGAAAUUACCUAAGGACGCUUUGUCGCCCAGUAAAACAAUAGAAUUUAUGGGACGUAUUGCAGGUGAUCUAUUUUCAUCGUCACGAGCACCUUGUUAUGUUGGUUUGGGCAUAGGUUUGUUAGCUGCUGGCAUUGCUUUAGCAGUUGUUCUAACAAUGUGGCUACAUACAGGAUCAAAUAUCACAACAACUACAAGUACCACUACAACGUCAACUACAACAGCAACAACAAGCACAAGUACCUCUACAACAACAAGUACGAGCACCACUACAACAUCAACUACAACUACAACGACAAUGCAAAUAUCAGCUGUUGCUGUUAGUAGUCUAGCAGCAUACUGUGGUUGUGCAGGAUUCA
Molecule: messenger RNA, 736 nt
Organism: Rotaria socialis
Lineage: Eukaryota; Metazoa; Rotifera; Eurotatoria; Philodinida; Philodinidae
Source: the annotation of a GenBank genome assembly